CAUGUUAUCAGAUGAUACAGGAAAUCGACUUCGAUUCCAGCUGGAGUUAGAGUUUGUUCAAUGUCUAGCAAAUCCAAAUUACCUCAACUUUCUUGCACAAAGAGGCUACUUCAAAGACAAAGCUUUUGUAAACUAUCUUAAAUAUUUACUUUAUUGGAAAGAACCUGAAUAUGCAAAAUACCUGAAGUAUCCUCAAUGUUUGCAUAUGUUAGAGCUGCUCCAAUAUGAACAUUUCCGCAAAGAACUGGUAAAUGCUCAGUGUGCUAAAUUUAUUGAUGAGCAACAGAUUCUUCACUGGCAGCACUAUUCACGGAAAAGGAUGCGCCUCCAGCAAGCACUUGCAGAGCAGCAGCAACAGAACAACACCUCUGUAAAAUGAAAAACACUUGGAAGAGUGAUGAUAAGGUGUACUUUGUGUUAGUUAAAGUAUUUACAAGAGAGGAAUGAAUGCUUCUGUGAGUUUGGCUCUGGGUAUGUGUACAUUGAAUUUUUGAUUUAUCAAGUGACUGGGUUUGUUUUCUUUUGUCAACUUUUAACACCUACUUCAGCAAUUUUAUUUUGUA
Molecule: messenger RNA, 563 nt
Organism: Charadrius vociferus (killdeer)
Lineage: Eukaryota; Metazoa; Chordata; Aves; Charadriiformes; Charadriidae
Gene: MED31
Product: mediator complex subunit 31
Exons: 3
Coding region: 2-379 (125 amino acids)
Biological process (GO): regulation of transcription by RNA polymerase II
Cellular component (GO): mediator complex; core mediator complex
Molecular function (GO): transcription coregulator activity
Source: RefSeq, a predicted model, not a curated record